UGAACUACUCUCAUCCAGCAAAAACCUAAUUUUUUCAUAUAUAAAUCGAAACAAAGGGUGACUCCUCCGUUUACCUUGCAGCACCGAGAACUUUAGACGCAGGUUCAUCUUAACUCCGAAUCUCUACACUGCGUUGCAACAAUCAUGUCGAGGAGAAAGGUUAGAGAGCCAAAAGAAGAAAAUGUGACUCUGGGUCCAGCCGUUAGAGACGGUGAGCAUGUCUUUGGCGUCGCUCGCAUCUUUGCCUCCUUCAAUGACACCUUCAUUCAUGUCACUGAUUUGUCUGGAAGGGAAACACUUGUCCGUAUCACUGGUGGGAUGAAGGUUAAAGCUGAUAGAGAUGAAUCAUCUCCCUAUGCUGCUAUGCUUGCAGCACAGGAUGUUGCUGCCAGAUGCAAGGAGUUGGGCAUAACUGCUCUUCAUAUCAGGCUCCGCGCCACUGGUGGAAACAAGACAAAGACACCUGGUCCUGGCGCUCAAUCAGCUCUUAGAGCCCUUGCUCGUUCAGGAAUGAAAAUUGGUCGCAUAGAGGAUGUGACUCCCAUUCCUUCUGACAGCACGCGUAGAAAGAGUGGAAGGAGAGGUAGAAGGCUUUAAGCUUCUACUAUUAUAUCCAUGUCAAGUAGAAUUGUGCCAUUUCGAAAUUUUGGUUUAGUUUAAGAUCAAACUUUUAUUUUAUUUCUUAAGGUUUCUCGAACAUAAUUGAAGUUUACAUACAGACAUUAUUGUUAAAGUCUUUUGAAAGUUCCGAAUGUUGUUGUGUCUUAGAAAGCUGCUAAUUAUCUGCUUGAUAAAGUAUAUUAUUUUUUUUGUUUA
Molecule: messenger RNA, 816 nt
Organism: Vigna angularis (adzuki bean)
Lineage: Eukaryota; Viridiplantae; Streptophyta; Magnoliopsida; Fabales; Fabaceae
Product: 40S ribosomal protein S14
Exons: 6
Coding region: 145-597 (150 amino acids)
Biological process (GO): translation; maturation of SSU-rRNA from tricistronic rRNA transcript (SSU-rRNA, 5.8S rRNA, LSU-rRNA); ribosomal small subunit assembly
Cellular component (GO): cytosolic small ribosomal subunit; ribosome
Molecular function (GO): small ribosomal subunit rRNA binding; structural constituent of ribosome; mRNA 5'-UTR binding
Source: RefSeq, a predicted model, not a curated record